AUCCCUUAAUCACUAUUUCUUACCUUGAAUCUUGUCAUUAUAUCCCUUAAUCACGAUUUCUUACUCGCCUCCUCCGGAACCGAGUGUUUGAACCUUCGUCGUUGGUCUUCGCGAUGUCGGCAGUGGCAGCGUCUUUCGGAUAUGUGAAGGAGGUGCUUCCUCCGUCCCUCAACUCGUUUUCGGAACCACCAGCUCUCUUCGAUGGCACCACCAGGUUGUAUAUUUCAUACAUCUGCCCAUAUGCGCAACGCCCCUGGAUAGUUAGGAAUUUUAAGGGUUUGCAGAAAAAGAUCAUAUUGGUUCCAAUCGAUCUGCAAAAUAGGCCAGACUGGUACAAGGAGAAGGUUUAUCCUGGGAAUAAGGUGCCGGCUUUGGAGCAUAACAACGAGGUGAAAGGAGAGAGUCUUGAUCUGAUUAAAUUUAUUGAUGAAACUUUUGAGGGUCCUAAGUUACUGCCUAAUGAUCCCGCAAAGAGGCAGUUUGCAGAGGAGCUCUUUUCAUACAGUGAUAUUUUUAACAUGGUCAUUUUCAAGUCAUUGCCUGCUCCGGGAGAUAUUGGUGAAGCAGUUGUUGCUGCCUUUGACAAGUUAGAAGAUGCCCUUUCAAAGUUUGAUGAUGGACCAUUUUUACUUGGACAAUUUAGUUUGGUUGAUAUUGCCUAUGCUCCUUUCAUUGAAAGAUUCCAGUACGGCUUAACUGAGUUGAAGAAUUAUGACAUUACUAAAGGUCGGCCUAAAUUGGCAUUGUGGAUUGAGGAAUUGUACAAGAUUGAUGCGUACGCAGAGACUGUACAAGAUCCUAAAGAGCUACUGGCUGUGGCUAAGAAGCGUUUAGGGAUUGCCUGAAGAACUCCGCAGAGAAUUUUUCAUGUUAUGGUUACCCCUCUGAUGUGAUUUUAAAUAAAGAUACUGUGAACUUUCCGCAUUAAAUAUCUUUGCUUGAUUUGAAAUA
Molecule: messenger RNA, 951 nt
Organism: Zingiber officinale
Lineage: Eukaryota; Viridiplantae; Streptophyta; Magnoliopsida; Zingiberales; Zingiberaceae
Product: protein IN2-1 homolog B-like
Exons: 10
Coding region: 114-845 (243 amino acids)
Molecular function (GO): glutathione transferase activity
Source: RefSeq, a predicted model, not a curated record